CAACAUCUUUCUAAUUCUUACUGCUAUGGCGGUCUUCGCGCGUGGAAAUUUUGAACAACAACCUUGUAUGUGUGCAAUGAUUGGUUCAUUAGCCAGGACAGAUCAGAUUUUCCACAGUAAAUAUUGCGUGUCUUCUUUGUACCUCAAAUUAAAUUAUUUUUAUUGCAUAUGAACUUCUAUCUGUGGAGAUGUCGAAUACUUUAGUGUGUCUUACUGAAACUGUUCCUUUUUAUACCCAAGAAUUGUGUAAGGAUUCUCCUUUCAAAUAUGAGACUUUUCCACCAAGUUGUGAGCCUACCUGUGGAAAUUUAAAGAAGGCUCUUCCCAUUACUCAAGAUGAAAAUAAUUGUACAAACUGCAGGUGUUCUACAGGAGACAGUCUUCCCAGACCUGCUCUUCCUCGGAAAAGAGAAGCCAGUAAUGUCCUUGUGGAAAGUGUGAAACGCCGGGACAAUCUCAGAAAUAUCGGUUCUGAACCCAAUGUGCCUUGCGACUCCUUCCAUUAUGAUUCCGGUGUUGCUUCACCUGAAUCUGAGAGUCCAGUACAUUCUGAAAAUGUUAACAGCUUACAAACUGAACAUUUUAAUAUUGAUUUGCCCAUUAACACAGACUUUUCUGACUCUUUGGCGACAGAUUCUGGAAUAGAAAGCUCAAAAAGUACUUCUCCAGCUCAUAAUGUUGAUACUUCCAGUACAUGCUGCUUAGAUGAUGAUGUCUGCCAAGAUUUAAUGGAAAUUGAUACUAUUGGAACAUGUGAUUUAAAAUCGGAGAAUGAAACUUCCAAAGUCUGUGAAUUGGGAAACAGUCCAAAAUCUGUUGAAUCUUCAGCAGCACAUCUGGAUGAUCUCCACCUUUCUGAUGCAACAGCAGAAGAAAAAAUUGAAAGUGAAAAUGCCAAAUCACCCAUCAUGCAAAGUCUCUUUAAAAAUGUGCCAUCAGUCAUUUACUUCUCAACCAAAGAUGAAACAGUUAGUGCCAUGCCUGAACAUGUUGUUAAAAACUUAAAAUGGAAACUUUCAACUAUCACACCUGCUGUAAUACGCCAGACAGUCUUGAAGACAGGUUUCAGUUUAGUAGAAGCUGAUACAACUGAAGACUGGCUAGGGACAUGGGGAAAGCAUCUGAAGAACUCAUCAUUCAAGAGAAUUAAACACUUUCAGAAGGUAAAUCACUAUCCUGGUGGUUUCCACCUGGGCCGCAAAGACCGCCUUUGGGAAAAUUAUCGCAAAAUGGUGAGCAAAUUUGGAGCUGAAGCCUUCAAUUUCUUCCCAGAGACAUAUAUUUUACCAGCAGAUCUCAAAGCAUUGAAAGAAACUUGGGGAAGUGAUUCAGAGAAAUGUUGGAUUGUUAAGCCUUGUGCUUCAGCCCGUGGCACAGGUGUUAAAGUUAUUUAUAAAUGGUCUCAAGUGCCUAAAAAUCGUCCAUUUGUUGUUCAGCGCUACAUCAGUGAUCCAUAUUUAAUUAAUGGAAGUAAAUUUGAUUUGCGUGUCUAUGUCAUGGUUCCUAGCAUAGAGCCUCUGAGGAUUUAUAUUUUUAAGGAUGGGCUAGUCCGUUUUGCUUCCGAAAAAUAUUCAUUGGCCAAUAAAUCAUUUGCAAAUAGGUUCAUCCAUUUAACUAAUUACAGCAUUAAUAAGAAAAGUUCUUCAUAUACGUCUAAUGAUGAUGAAACUAUGUGCCAAGGCCAUAAAUGGUCACUGAAAUCUUUCUGGGAUUAUAUGUCUAACAGUGGUAUUGAUGUAGAAAAAAUUCAAGCAACCAUCAGAGACAUGAUCAUCAAAACCAUCAUCAGUGCUGAAGGUCCCAUUUGUAGAAUGCUGAAGAAUCAUGCCAAGAAAUCUUACAAUUGUUUUGAACUUUUUGGGUUCGACAUAAUGUUGGAUAAAGAUCUACAUCCUUGGCUUUUAGAGGUCAACAUUUCUCCAAGUUUACAUACCAAAUCCAUGUUGGAUAGCAGUGUGAAAGGCCCAUUAGUGAAGGAUAUGCUCAACAUAGCAGGUUUUGAAAUUCCUGAUAAUGAGGAGUUUUCUUCAGAAGAUAGUUUGAAAACAAGUUUUGGUAAUAGACAUAAACCUUUUCGAAAUCGUGGACUAUCUGCAGAAGAAAAGAAGAAACAUGCAUUAUACACAUAUAAAUACACAGAUGCGAAGUCAGAUAUCCUUACUACACUGACCCUGGAUGACCUUCAAUGCUUAGUGGAAAGUGAGGAUGAAUUAUACCGGGCAGGAUCUUUCACUCGCAUCUACCCCACCGAAAAUACUUCUUCUUAUUUCACUUAUUUUGAUCACAUUCGCUACUAUAAUGUCCUGUUAGAUGCGUGGGAAAAAAUGUUUCAUUCAGAUAGAAAUGAAGGUAUUAAAUUAUUGCAAGGUAAAUGUGAAGAAUUGUUGCAAAGGAAAGAGGAAAAAGAGCAAUCUACUGAAAGUUUUGAAACUAAAUUGAAAUCUGAAAGUGUUCCUUGUGAAUCUAAUUCAUGAAUGAAAUACCAGUGAAGUUGUUUAUAAAAGAGUUUUUAGUCUUGUGGAGUCUGACUUUCAAAUUGCAAGAUGUCUAUUUUUUAUCCAUUUUAAUAUUGUGAAUUGUAAAUAAAUGCAAAACAAUCAAUAAAUAAAGUAUUUAUUUUUCAUACA
Molecule: messenger RNA, 2627 nt
Organism: Argiope bruennichi
Lineage: Eukaryota; Metazoa; Arthropoda; Arachnida; Araneae; Araneidae
Product: tubulin monoglutamylase TTLL4-like
Exons: 19
Coding region: 189-2474 (761 amino acids)
Biological process (GO): protein polyglutamylation; microtubule cytoskeleton organization
Cellular component (GO): cilium
Molecular function (GO): tubulin binding; tubulin-glutamic acid ligase activity
Source: RefSeq, a predicted model, not a curated record